Molecule: messenger RNA, 12780 nt
Organism: Geodia barretti
Lineage: Eukaryota; Metazoa; Porifera; Demospongiae; Tetractinellida; Geodiidae
Source: the annotation of a GenBank genome assembly
AUGGCCACACCUGAACCCAAGUUUUUGCAGUCCCAGGCUUUGUGUCCUCUGCAAACUUCACCCGAAGAUGCAGACACAUCACCAAAGAAUUGCUUGAGUCGUCUCUUUGUUGCUGCACUGAACGAGCAGACGAAAGCAGUGAACAAAUCUGUAUAUGAGUCCAGAACUUCUUUCGACAGAGCCUGGAAAGAGGUGGUGGACUACUGCUCCAAGCUGUCUGAAUCUGAGCGUGAGAUGCUAUCUUGUGAGCCAAGCAUUCAGCACUAUGUACGCCGCAGCCUGCAGCAUGCGGAGAGCUUGAACGAUCCAUCGGAACUGGUAGAACCUCUGACUGCCUUGCUCCCUGAGGCUGUAGAGCAAUGUAAGAAGCAGGGAAGGCACACUAGCCACAAUAUGUCCCUGAACACUGACAUACCAAGGACACGGAGAAAAAAGGAAGCCAGAAAAAGGGUUGUGUCAUUGGAUUCUGGGCUGGCAAAGUUACUCACGUACUCUCCCACGCAAAUUGCGGCAACUUUCAGAGGACCUGAGCUCCAGCUGAGUGACUUGAUACCUGCUGCAUCAGUUGUGUCACAUGAGAUGACUCGGGGGUCCAAGGAAGCCCUGUCACCCACUCAUCGACUCCUUCCUCCGCCUCCCCUUAUCUCCCCGCCUGAAUGCCAGCAUGAUACAAAACCCCUUCUUUCUCCUGUUUACCCACAGACAGAAAGGCAGCCUUGUGCUGGUAGACAAAUCAGAAGAAAAAUCCAGUUUGAUAAUCCAGGAAGGAACACCACUCCAGAAUCAAAGCUGCACACAGCGUAUGAUGUGAUUGCAGCGUUUGCGACUGGGAACUUGCAGGCUGGGGCCGAGUCUGUCUACCUCAACUGCAGCCCGGGCUCCCCCUGGAACCCUUACAGUCUUACAGUGGUCCCCAAGACCAGAGCCAACCCCGAGCACUACGUCAUUUCAAAGUUUGGCAUCCUCCACGUGCAGCCCGGUGGAAACUCCGACCUGCAGAGCUUUGCAGAUUGGCUGCGCGAAGCCGGCCUCUUCUCACUCUGUCAACAGGUCCCCUUCUUCAGGAAAUUCCUGACACGCAAGAUGUUUCACAACUGGCGCCACAAUGUUUGCUAUCGCCAGUUUCUGCGGCUCCUAACAGAGGUCGAUCGAGUUGGCCUGCGAUUUUUCCCAGAGUUCCACGAAACUAUUGACAAAAUCCACAAACUAAACACAGAACUGCUAAACCUUCAGACUCUAGCACUCACACCACUUGCUUGCUACUCGGCCAAUGCUAUUGAGAAGACCAGAGAAGAGACGGAAGCAAAGACUCACAGAUUGCUCCAACGGUACUUCAAGUACUGUAAGCGUGUUGUCUCAGAGGCUGUAAGAACCACACAACAGAAAGCUGAAAAACUUGAGGAGGAGAAAAAGCAUCAACCGUUUGUGUCUGAUUCACCUAUCAGCGUGCAGGUGGCUCAGCAUGUUGAGCUCGAACGUAGGCUAGGAAUAGCAAGGUAUAGGGCUAGCAGACUCGGCGAUUUCGUGUGUCUGGCUGAGCAAAUGAUGGCUGCUUGUCUCUUGGAAAAAACCAGACAGUCAGCUUGCCAAUGGGUGGAAGAUAUUCUUCAGCUCACCAGUCAUGUCUCUGACACUAGCUCUACCACUUCUUUUGAGAGCAGUACCUCAAUUGUCGAGGAGCAAUCUGAGGGUGUGGGGAAAAAUAAUGCCCUCAUGAUGGUGGAACUAAAAAUUGCAGAGAAAGGCAAGUGUCAGCAUUAUAUGAAGUGCCUCUGUAAUCACGAGUUCCCUUGUUCAGGUGGGUUAGUAACGCAACCAGGCAUAGAGAAGAUUGUGCAGCUUCUCUCGACUCCUCUGAGAAGUAUCAUAGACCUCAUCUCCACAACCUCCACCACAUCCACUGCCAUCCAUACAAAAGCAGAGCCUUCCCACCUUCCCACUGGUGAAGGCGAUACUGUGACGACAACUGGCACUGGUGGAAGGGUCUACAAACCACUUCUGCAAGUACUAAAAGGAAUCAGUCUGGGAGGCAGUGGUGCUGUUUCUGGUAGUGUUCCAGAGAGCUCUCGGGCAAGAUCUCGACUGGAGGACGUCCACGCUCAAACCUGCAGUGAAAUCAGAGCAAGGGAAGAGUAUUCCACGACUAGCAGUCCUCUUGUGCCACACAACAUGCAGAAGAAGCUAAAGCAAGAUCCAGUGCUUCAGAGUUUGUCAAAGAGGUUACAUGAGGCUCUGGAUGGCCUGAGAUGUGAAGUGUCUGGAGUUUGCCAGCAGUACGUGUGGCUGGAACACACCCAGUCUCUCAUCUCCAGGUGUAAGAAAGACAAGAUCAGUGACAUGACUGCUGAAAACUUUGAAACGGUGUUUGGAGAGCUCCAUGUAGCUCUAUCUCGGGUGUCCCGCCUCCCUCCCCUCCUCUCCACCUCACACUCUCUCAUCGCCAUCAGCACAGUUCAGGUGGCCUCCCAGCUGGAGCCUCAGCUCCAACAAACAAUGGAGAGACUCCAGCAGUCUCUUGCUGCCCAGGCACUGGACGUGGCAACUCAACUGCUCAAAGAUGCAGCCAAACACACACAAAUGCUGUUGUCAAAGCGCUACGAUUUGGAAGGAUUUGUGCAGUAUGCACACAGUCUGCGUGAAAGCCAGGCCUUCCAUGGCAGAGAGGCUGCCAACACUCAGAGAGUUGCAGACGUCCACACCACUCUCAGGAAGUACAGGAUCCCCAUCUCUGAGGAGGCCAGAGAGACCCUGCAGAGACUGCAGGAGGUGUGGGGAGAGUUUGAGGCCUGUCUGGUAGACGGAGGAGAGUUCGUGAACAAACAGACUCCCAUCAAGGCUCAGGGUCUUCAGGAGAGCAUAUUGGUUCUGGAGGAACAGUUAGAGCAGCUAGUGGCAUCAAUCUGUGUAGGGGAGUUCGUUGACCCCUCAGCAUCUCCCCAGUCUCUGCUGCUGCAACUGGAGUCAACUCUGGAGGAGAUGCAUCUCUUCAGAGGCCGCCUCAUGGAGCUGUCAAAAUGGGAGGAGGCCAUCACUGGCAGGCACCAUGACCUCUCUCGAAUGUUCCAUUGUUUUGAUGUGCUGUACGCCCGUCAAGAGCUAUGGAAGUAUCGGAGACAGUUUGACAGCUGUUACUUUGACUGGUCUCGCGUGCCUUUCAAAAAACUGGACAUGGCAUAUGUGGAGCAGAAAGUUAAUGAGUGGCGGGCUGUCUGUGACAAGCUGGGAAACAAGCUUCCCUUCACUGAUCCAGUGCUUGAGCAGUGGAGAGAGAGCGUGGGGAGAAUGCACACCAACAUGUCCACACUGCAGCUACUAGCCUCCAGAGACAUACAGACAUCUCACUGGCACACAAUCUUUGCUGGGUUCAACGAGCAGUACGACCCACGGCAGAGCUACACCCUCCAUUUCUUUCUAGACAGAGACCCCGGCAAGUACAGUGACCUCAUCUCUGAAGUCCACUGCCUUGCCUCACAGCAGAGCAGACUCAGGGAAAAGUUUGUCUCAAUGGAGAAGAUUUGGGAGGGGAGGACGAUAGACCUUUGUCAGACUGCUGUCGAGCGCUACUCCUUCUGUCUUCCGCCCAGUGGGAGCUCACAGCGCCAGACGACAAUCACCUUUCAAGACUCCCCAGACACUGCAGCCAAGGAGACUGAGAAGGAGCAGCUGCAGAGUGUUAAGGGAGGAGAGCCGCUAAGGAGAGAAAUCGAGGCUGCUGUGCUGGAGCUAAACAACAUACUCUCUUCUCCUCAUCUUGGCCGACUGAAGAAGAAAGUGGAGUUACUUCGCUCCAGCCUCUGCCAAGUCAGCGAGCUCUUUCGUCUUCUCUUGCACUGCCAAAGUCAGUGGCAAGAUCUGCUGGAGCUAUUUCUCUACACCAAGCCUUUGUCCCGCAAGUCAAUUGGUCUUCAGCAGCUCCAGUCAGCCAGUAGCCACAUGCAGGAAAUCAUGUACAGCAUCCACGGAGACCCACGACUGUUCUCGCUGCUCAGCAAGAGCCGUGGGAGAAAGGGGGUCCGAGACUUGCAGGGACCUGAGCUCAGGAAGAAACUCAAGACUGUUCUGCAAUGCCUGGAAACAGUGAUGCUGAAGCUUCAUCCAAGACUGCAGGAAGCAGAAUCCCAGUGGCCCAGGCUGGGGUACCUCACUCAAAGAGAGAAACUAAAAGCUAUUUCCUGCAGAGGAGAUCCACUGCCAAUCAUCCCACUAAUUGGCAGGGUCUUCCCUUCUAUUGUGAAUCUACAUUACAUCGAGACCUCUUUCGGCUCUGACCAAGAUUCAGGUCAAGGGUACCAGAUAACCGGAGUGGAGGGAAGACUAGGGGAACUACUGCCACUUGUUCUCCCCCUGGCUCUGGAGAAGAAAGCUGGGGUGGAGUGGCUGGCUGGUCUCGAGCAAGCUGUUAAGUUCUCUCUUGCUAGCAGACUGACAGACUGCCUGGCCACUCUACCCCACACCCUCACUGGCCAGCAACUAACUUCUGAUACUGUUCAGGAAGUCUUGGAGUGGUUGGAGGGAAAUGUAGAGCAAAAUAUUCUCCUGGCCUUGGAUAUCCACUGGUCUCAUAGACUACUGAAGUCUGUAACUGAUGCUGCGAAUACACAGUCAAUAUGGUCAGAUCUGAAGAGAACUCUUGAGAAUACAAUUCAGUUGCUACUGAGGCUGCAACAAACUCAGCAACAAGUUGAAGAUGAACAGAACAUUCUCAGAACUCUUCACGUCCUCAGAAGCCUUGUCAUCUAUUUGAGGAGGAAAAGUGACUUCGCUCAGUCUCUUCUGGAGUCCAGCGACCGACAUGCAGCGUGGCAGCUCCAUCUGCACCAUACCACUGAGAGACAUGAAGUUCCUAGUGUGCAAGAAUCUAGAGCCAGCUCUCCAGCCAGUACACUGGCUGACUCGAAUAUUAGCACCACCCUUGAGAGUCAUCCGAGAACAAGUCAGACCCCGUCUGAUCCUCCAACCCAACAAAUUUCCCGCCAACCCUCAUCCUCAUCUCUAAUUGAUGGACAUACUUACAGAGCUGGGAGGGACCCACUGCACAUUUCACCACCGACCCCCUGUUUUGUGAAUGCUGGGGGGUGUUCAGUGGCCUUAGGGUUCGAAUAUUACAGCCCGGCCCCUCAGAUUGUCUUGACACCCAGUAUGGAAUCAGGAGUUGUAGCCACCGUAUCUGCCUUUGCCCAGCACUCAUUCCCAUGUGUCAGUGGAGAGCAGAACACAGCAACCAUCAAGGAAGCAGCAAAGGUGAUGGGCAGGCACCACUACCACCACACUUGUUGUCAUCUCACAGCUGCUGUCUCUCUGCUUCACCUGCUGCACACUGCACUCUCCAGUGGCUCUGUCCUCUCUCUGGGAGAGUCUCACUGUCUGCCCACUGCCGUCCAGCUCAAGAUGAGGCACUAUCUUUACACUCUAAAGUCUGCUCUGGCCGUCUGCUUCACUCAGCAAUCAACAGAGCUGCCAGAUGAAGAUCUCUCUCCACCCUCUCCUCGCGUUGUCUCAUCACGUCUGGACUGGUACAGAACACUCCCCUUGUCUUCUAGUUCUCCGAGCCCACUCUCACUGGAACUCAUGGGGAAAACCCUGUCCGUCAACCCCAACUUUGCCUGCUGUAUUCUUCUCCAUGCAAACAAGUCAAGCAAGCUGAGUGACACAAGACUAAGAAGCAUAGUCUGUAUGACACCAGACGAAAGGCUCGUGGUUGAAGUUUUGCUACUGAGCCAUGGAUUUUCAUCAGCCUACCACCUCAGUAGAUUGCUAGUUGGUGUGUCAGAACAGCUUCAGACUCAGCUGAGUGUUGGGCAUAGUUUUGGCCUGCAGUGGUUGCAGAAGGUCAUCAAUCUUGCAGCAAAACUCCUGCACAGCAAUAGCGGUGAUUUCGACUACAAGUCAGAGGCUGCUCAUGAGUUAGAGGUAGCGGCCAGAGCAGUGUUGGGGGUGACAGCUCCUAUAGUUCCUCCUGAAAAGACCACUGACCUGGAGAUCCUUGUCAGUUCUCACCUAUUCAAUGGUGAGACAGUGGAAAACUGGGAGAACUGGGAGAGGGAACUGGCAAAGGCAGUGGAGGAAGAAAUGAGCGAAGGACAUCUCCAAAUCAGCCCAGAAGUCACCAACAAAAUUCUGCAGCUCCACAAGAGUCUAGGUCGGUACAGCUGCACCAUUCUCUUGGGCCCAAGUAAGAGUGGGAUCAGCACGUGCUACCACACCUUGGCAUCUGCCUGUGUUCGUAUGGGAAGACCUCCCCCAUCAAUCACUGUCAUCAACCCUGCAGCCUACUCCUGGGAACAGCUGUUUGGUGGCUGGUGUACUGAUGAUGAUGGCAGGGAGCAGUGGAUCAAUGGCAUACUCUCCAGAUUACUGCUGCACAUCAAGACCUUUGAGAAGGCCUCCAGUCCUCAUUGGAUAGUUCUGGAUGGGCCCCUCUCCCCCUCACAUCUUGGCACAAUCACUACACUCAUCUCAGACGAUGGACUGUGUUUGCCUGGCAUGGAAAGGGUUAAAAUCCCCUCAAACUGCCGCCUGCUAUUGAAGCCUGGUCCCCUUGCUACCCUCUCACCUGGAUUGGUUGGCUAUUGUGGACUUCUCCACUGGUCUUCUGAAACCCUCGCCCACGAUAUGCUGGUGGACAGUUGGCUGGACAAAGCUCCCACUCAGCAUGACCUAACUGGAAUGAGCAUCUCCUUCCUUGCCAAUGUUCUGCAAACCAUGGUUCCGGAGAGCCUGGACUACCUGGAGAGAGUGUGCUCUAAGCACUACGGCCACCAGUAUACCUCACAUGCAGAGCAAAGAUCGCGUGGCAUAGCUGAGACCUCCACCCUGCUCAUUCUGCUGUCAGCCAUGUUGGAGAGAAACUGCCCAACAAGAGAAGACACGGCUACGUACUCAGGCUAUGGGUCUCGCAGCACCAGCAGUCUGAGGAGCAGCAGUGUUGCUGGAAGUCUCACUAGCUCGCGAUGCGGCAGUGCAAUCUCUCAGGCCUCCAGCAUGGCUGAACUGACUGACACAUUACCUCCACUGACCCCUGAUGAUCACAUGACUCCUGACCAAACUCCCUUGGGGAUGGACUUCUCUUUCUCUCCGUCCAACCUCGACUCAGUGGAGACCCAAACUCUCAGCAUUCUCACCUUUGCCUUCAUCUGGUCCAUUGGAGCAUACAUCCCAUUCAGUGAGCUGGACUCAUUCAAUGAGUUUGCUCUGAAGCAGAUCAACGACCUGCCAAUGUCUGUCUCUUUCCCUGAAGAAGGCAGUGUGUUUGACUACUACCUGGACCUAAAGACGUACAGGUUUGAGCACUGGUCGAAGCGCAAGAGUCGACUGGCUCCAAAGAGCAACGGUUACAUCCCCACAUCUGAGCUCAGUCGAGUGGCCUACAUUGCAGAAAUGUAUCUCUCCUACGGUCAUAAUGUUCUCUUGCUUGGAGACAGAGGUUCAGGGAAGACCAGUUUCAUUGAGUCUCUUCUUCAGUCCAACUUGUCUCUGGCAAGGUUCCCAAUCACAUGCUCUCUGACGGCCCCCCAACUCCACACUGCUCUCUGUAACAAGGCCCUUGAGGUAUCGCGUGUGGACAAGAUGAAGUGGGGGUCCAGAAAGAUUGGGAUUCCAGGACAAAACUGCCUCUUCUUUCUCGAUGACCUGCACUUGAGCUAUCGUGAAAACCCUCAAGACUCCCACACUCCAGUAACUCAGCUAGUUUCAUUUGCCUCGCGUCAUAGCUGUCUCUUCACCUUCCCUGAUGAAUCGGUGUGCUACAUGAGCAACAUCCAGUACCUUGCUUCAAGUUUGCCAGGACACCAGUAUACUCACCUCGCCCAUCUCCUCGGUUCCUUCCACCCCGUCCCUCUCUUCCCGCUCUCAGACCAGGCCCUGCACACCAUCUUCUCCACCACUGUUCAGAUGUGGUUCAAGAAAUUCCCCAAUGCUGCCAUUGGAGACCCGGAGACUCUUGCAAAAGGACUGAGUUGUGCAUCAGUUGCAACUUUUCGUAGUGUGUGUGCGCGACUGCAUCCGUCCCCUGCUCACCCAGAGUGGUUCUUUUCGCUCCAACACCUGAUAGAUGUGUUCAAGGGACUCAUUCUGAUGCCACUUGAUGCCAAAACCACAGCUACUUCACCCCACUUCGGUCUCCUCAAUCGCAGAGCUACCCCUUCUACUGGUACCAAGUCAUCUUCCAGGAGAAUCCCAGAAAAGAGUGGACGGAAAUCUUCCAGUGUUGUGCCAGCCCACUCAAGGAGAGGCACAGCUAGACCAAAGCCGUCAGUACACCUCCCUCCAGUAAAGAAAGAGAGCAAUCUCCGGAGGAAGAUAAGGUCGGAGCUGAAGGGAAAGAAGCAGCAGCACGACAGCUCAGAGGUGCAGGCUACUCUCCACCGAUUCGUCAGACUGUGGUGCCAUGAAAACACACGAGUGUUUGCUGACCGAAUGACAGAGAGUAGGGACCGUGCCUGGUUUGUGAGAUUGCUAGAGACCUGUGUGAAGUACUGCUUCUGCGGAGUGGGGUUUGAGAAGGCUGCAGCUUCAACUGGGCAUGGUGGUCGACCAGGGAGAAGAGGGAGAGGUGUUAGCAUGGCCACACAGAGCGUGGGACUCAACAUGUCUAAACUCAUGGCUGAUGGAGUUAGAGCUGAUGUCCUACAAACACUGAUGCCCCGUGCCCCCCAGAUGGCAGCCGCUACUGAUGGCACAGGACAGGGAGAAACAAGUGGAGAACUGAUCCCUCUCAAUCAGGUCAUCACAAGAGGAGAAGACGUCACAGCACUGAUCUUCUGCAAGCUUCCUAGCAUGCGCCCUACCAGUUCUACGAGAAGUGAAGCAUCCUCAGAUGAUGAAGGUGCAGACAGUGGCUCUGAGGAUGAACAGGAAGAUACUGAGGACAAGAAAGAUACAACUGCUGAUAGCAGCCCCUGUGUGUACAGGGAGCUAGGAGAUGGGCAGGUGCUGGGGGCGAUAGAGAACCACAUCAAGAGAUAUGCAGCACACUGUGCUAAGGAGCACCAGGACAAUCCUGCCUCCCUUGUUCCUCCCCCAGAUUUUAUUCUUUUCCAGCAGGCCAUGGAGCAUGCAACUAGACUCUGCAGAGCAAUGAUUCUCCCUGGAUGUCAUGCCUUGCUUCUUGGAGUUCCUGGCAGUGGCAGAAAGAGCCUGUGCAGACUUGUAGCCUACAUGAUGAGAGCUCAGCUCUUUGAACUGGAGAUCAGUUGCAAGAGAGGGAUGGAUAUUGUGAAGAAGGCAUGUCUGUCAGCUGCUACAUCAGCCUCUCCCACUGUCUUGCUAACCACCACUGCUGAGCCAUGCCAUAACAAAGACAUGUGGUCCAGCAUCUCAAAGAUCAUGAGUGAAGGUUCUUACAGUGGGUUCUUAACCCACACUGAGUUGAUUCGACUUCAGAAUGUGCUGAGAAAAGACCACCUCAAGAAGGCAGUCACACCUCAGGCCAUUGCUAGACUUGUCCACCACAACCUCCACGUUGUGAUAGUCUGGGACACUGACCGAUCGACCCAUUCUCCGAUACCGUUGCAAACAGCAUCGAGCGAUGGGGCAACUAGAUCUGAUCCCGGGUCGGAAGAGAUAUUCUCAAUGCUGUGCAGUCGGUGCAGUGUAGUGGACCACUAUCAGACAUGGGGCCAGCGAGAACUGAGUGAGGUGGCCCAGAAGUGGUGGAGGGAGAAAACCUGCAGUCUGCAGCACGGUUGGGUCACAUCUGAGAGCCAACUGGAGUCCCUAGCUGAUCUUGCCGCUCAUAUCCACCUCUCAUCACUCUCUGUGAUGGAACAGUCUCCACACCACUUGUCCUCCCUUCUCCUCUCCCCCUCUUCCUACACCACCUUCCUCACUCUGGCCCACAGCAUUGCCAUCUCUCUCACUGAGAAAGACAAAGGGAGGGAAGAGAGGGUCUUGCAAGCACUGGAGAAGGUGGCAGGUGGGGAGGAAGGAAAGAGAGUCUUAAAGGGAGAGCUGAAUACUCUACAGUCUCAGAUGAGAGAAGUGGAGGCACAGAUGGAAGAGAGGGAGAGGAACAUUGAGGCCUUCCAGCAGAGGUAUAAAUCAGCCAGUCAGGAGUGGAGUGAAGCAAAGAAAACUAUAACCUCAAAAACAGAGACACUCAAAAGCCUUCAAUCGACUGUGGCUGAAAAGAUGGACCAGGUGUCGUCUCUGCAUUCUUCUGCUCUGGAGGCGCUAUCUUCAGUCAGUAAGAAUGAUGUUCUGGAGGUGAUGAGUUACAGAGAGCCUCCGGCCUCAGCUACUCCAGUCUUCAACUCACUCUGCAUGCUAUUCGACAGACCUCAGACGUGGGAGGAUUGCAAGCUACUUCUCCUAAGUCCAAACUUCUUCGAAAGUCUGAGGUUCUUCGACAAGGAUUACGUACCACGUCAGAAGCUGCGCCGGCUGAGAGCCAUGUUGAGGUCUCCUAGCUGGAAGACUGACUCUCUGGAAUAUGCCAGCAAAGCUGUUUCGUCACUUGCUCUGUGGGUGGCUGCACUACUGGACUACCAUCAUGCAAGAGAUGUCGUGAAACCAUCGCAAGAGGAACUAGCCAUUGCAGAAGGGAUCUUGACCACGGCUGAGUUGACACUUGUGGCAAAGCAAAAGAUUAUGAUUGACACUAAAUUGGAGUUCAAGCAAGCACAGAAAGAACGCAGCGGUAUCGUCAAACAGAGGAAAGCCAUUGAAGCCAAGAUAGCUGCCAUGGAGAAGAGGCUGAAUGAAGCAAGCGUGCUCCUCUCCUCCCUCUCUCCAUGGAAGUUGUACUGGGAGGGGGAAAGAUUGGCAAUCCAUGCCCAGACCCUCUCCUCCCCCGGCCAUGCAGUUCUAGCAGCAGCCAGUGUGAUCUACCUCCCUCGUGUGCCUGCCGACAGCCACAGCUCCCUCUGGGACAGCUGGCUGGGCUACUGUAUUGGAAGGGUACAAAUGGGCUCCCUUUUGGAGACAUCUUCAUCAGAGUAUCACUCCUCCAGCCACCAGGCCAGGGUCCAGAUUGAACCAAACUUUUCUCCCAGGAGCACACUGUCACUGGAGGACGAGAGAGCAUGCUGGAAGCACUAUGCCUCGUUUCCCAAUCCUGCAGUUAUGGAUCGUUGCGUAUCAGCUCGCAAAUCUCUCGAAAUGGCUUUCACACCUCCACCUCUUGUGUUGGAUCCACACCAACUAUUCCAGGGCUAUGCUCACGAGUUGGAACUACACCGCAACAACCAACACUCUGCAAUAAGCAAGAGCCGCAAACAGCCAGUCUGUUGUGUGGAGGUAUUCAGGGUGUCAGCAAGUGGGUGGGCCCAGAUGCUGCUUGAACUGGAGGAAAAGAGAGAGAAAGCGGUUGUCCUCAUUCUCGAUGUGGUACCCUCUACCACUGAUGCAGAGACACUGAUAUCUCUACUGCGAAGACGAAGCGAGAACCUCACGAACAGCUGGGACCUAACUCCACCCCCGGAAGAAAUCUUCAGGCUCUAUUUGGUGCUGGAGCAAAGAGUAACUGAGAUGCCUUCUCCAGUCCUUGAGUCUCUGGGCCUGAAGCUGUUGGAUUUCACAGUAGUGGACAUGGAGCUGAGCAGGAAGGCCUUGGAGUCUCACCUGCUCAAGUUUAUUCUGAGGAUCGACCAUCCAGAGUAUGCCGCGAGGCACAGGGCUCUGCUGGUGGAUAAAACCUUCUACGAGAACCAAAUAAAGACCAGCAAGGAGAAAGUGAUUGUGUCAGUGCUAGAGUCCGCCAGUGUGCUGGACUCCCCGCAUAUCAAGGAGCUGGCUGAGGAGAGUUUACAGAUCGAAGCCUCAGCUCUAGAGAGCAUCAGAGACACUGAAAAAGCUCUGACCAGAUCUCGGGGUCUUGUUGACAACUACAGACCACUGUCACUCUUCUCAGCCCUGGCCUUCACAGAGGCUCAAGGGCUGUGCGGCAGACUCCGCUACCACACUCCCAGUCUCGCCUUCUUCCAGGACCUGGUGGCUGCUCAGCUGGCACGACACAGACACGGCAGACCGCCUGAAGACCCAGCUGCCUGUCAGGAACACGUACUCCGAGUCCAACAAAGCCUUCUCCUAGAGCUACACAAACGACUGAAGUGGGGCAUGUUCCGCAGACACCACCUCUUGCUACCACUGCUGGUGAGCCUGGCACAGAGACUGGCUGUGGGGGAAGUGAGCUCCCAAGAGUACAGAGCUCUGGGGGAAUACCCUGAAUCACUGGAGGACCAGAAUGAGACCGGAAUAAAACCAGCCUGGCUCUCAGCAGAGGUCUGGGCGGGUGUUCAGCAGAUGGAGACACUCCCAGUGUUCCAGGGGCUCCUCUGCUCUCUGGUGGACCAGAGUGAGAGCUGGAGGGAGUACUGCACACAGGAGAUGACUCUUUUCUCCCCUACACCUCUCACUCCCAACUCACUCCUCAACCCUCUCCAUUCCCUGCUUCUCCUCUCUGUCCUCAGACCAGAGAAGUUUUCUGAAGCAGUGGAACAGUUUGUGUCUGAGACACUUGGUCCUCAGUACACAACUCAAGAUACAGGAGGAGACACCAUUGAUAAUGUUCUCUCGGUGAAGACGCCGAGUCUCCCUGUAGUUUGUCUCACUCACUGCGAGGGAGAUGAAGAGAAGGUGGAGAAACUGUUGAGGGAAUCAGCGAGGGAGAGGGGAGUGGUCUUCCACCAUGUACAGCUGGCCAGUGAUGAUGGAGACAGGGAGAAGGUUCUGAGAGACCUGGUCCAAUGGUCCAGUGGCUGGGUAAUGAUCACCUACAGCCAUCUGCUUCGAGACCCCAAGAACACAUGGAACAAACGAACAGAGGUAGCUAAAGCUGAUUAA